Armigeres subalbatus is the source of this 733-nucleotide messenger RNA. RefSeq names its product adult-specific cuticular protein ACP-20-like. The coding region runs from base 158 to 682 and encodes 174 amino acids. Gene Ontology annotation, cellular component: extracellular matrix. The record is from RefSeq and is a predicted model, not a curated record. The transcript has 3 exons. NCBI's taxonomy places the organism in Eukaryota, Metazoa, Arthropoda, Insecta, Diptera, Culicidae.
AAAAAAAUUAAAUCACUCAAAGGGGCGUUGACUUGGCGUUGGUCGUAUUGUGAUAAAAACAGUUCGUACCGUGGGAAACCUUGAUGCAUCGGAAGCGAGUUCAGUUCUUGAUAGAACAUCAGCACCAACGCAACGCAAAGGUUUAAACGGUAGCAACAUGAUCAAGAUUACUGUGGUGGCCAUCGCCCUGCUGGGCGCUGCUCUUGCUUACGAACAGCAUGGAUUCAUCAGCGAAGUUAAACACAUCCCGUACAAGUGGUACGGUGGUAUCCAGAGCGGAAUCGGCGGCGGUGGAUUGGAAUACGGCGGUUAUCAGGGUGGAAUCGGCUUGGGCGGUGGUUCGAUCGGUGGAGGAUGGGAAGGCGGCUGGAAGCAAGGUGGUGAAGACUACUACUCGUAUCCAAAGUACAAGUACGAGUACGGAGUGAAGGACUACAAGACGGGCGAUCACAAGAGCCAAUGGGAGGCACGUGAUGGAGAUGUCGUCAAGGGGCAGUACACCCUGGAUGAAGCCGAUGGAACCAAGCGUAUCGUUGAUUACUACGCCGAUAGCAAGAACGGUUUUGAAGCCAAGGUCAAGAACAUUGGACAUGGUAUCCAGGAAGGUGGAUUGGGGGGUGGUUACGAAGGUGGUUACCACGGAUUGGGAUACAGUUACAGCAAGCUGAAGAAGUACAACUGAGCGAGAAUACCGAAACUAAUAUUGAUGAUGAAAACUGGAAAUCGUUGCUAA